UGUGACGCAGCGUGCAGCUGCCGGGAGAAGUUUGAAAAAUAAACGUGAAACUUUUUUCUUCUUCUUUUCUUUUUACCUCGCGCUCCUCUUUCGGGCGUUUAACGACGGGCGUCGUCCCGGAGUUUAGCAUUUGUUUCGCACGCGACGCGGAGGGAGUGUGUGCGCAGGGCAGCGAUGUCUUCACCGGGAGAAGAAGAAACAUCGGCCGCCACCGCGGUGUCGUCAGCUGCGGCAGUUGCUGUGGAUACCAAAGCCGGUCUGGCCAAGCUGUUGGACGAGUGGAAAGAGGCCCGGCGUGGCGGCACAGAGACGCUGGUGUCCGUCCUCACGAGAAUCUCUGAGCUGAUUGAAAAGGAAACGGCAGAAAGUCACAAAGCGGAUCCUGAUCCGUUUGACGACCGUCACCCAGGUCGGUCAGACCCAGAGGGCAUGCUGGGAAAACUCCUGAACACGAUCUUCAUGAAUAACGACUUCACCGAUGCUCUUUUGGACAUGUACAUCAUGACCAGCAGAGAGCUGAGCGUCAAAAUGGCCGCCUGUCGUCUUCUUCUGGACAUCAUGCCGGGCCUGGAGACGAUAGUCGUCUUCAAAGAGAAGGAGGGCGUGGUGGAGAAACUGUACAGCUUCGCCCGUGAAGCCGGACCACCGCUGUGCGUCUACGCUACGGGACUUCUGGCCAGAGCCAUGAGCAACCAGGAGGUGGCAGCAAGCUACAAACAGGAGAACGCCCAGCUGGUUCCGAUCAUGAUCCGGCGCCUGCACGAGCUGCAGUUAGAAGACGCGAAGAAUCGCCUUCUCUCUGAGACGCCCCGGAAUCUACCUCAGGACUCUCAGGUGGAAAACACACAGACCUCAAGUAUCUCAACGGACCUGCAAGACCAGACCGAGGAGGAGGACGUGAUCCAGGACAGAGAGAGAAACGGAGCCAAACCUUUGCCUGACUCUGUGCACCAAGCAAACCAGGACCUGGACUUUAAAAAUACAGAGGAGAAGCAAGGAGGAGGAGGAGGGAGUAGACGGACUGUGAAGGAGAACGGUAGGAAGGCCAAGCAGAAGCUCAACUUCACCUCCUCCUCUCACGGGGCAGAGGAGGAGACGGAAAACAGCAACGGCACUGAACAGCCAAUCAGCAGCACGUCCUGGUCAGAGAUGAGCUCGAUGGUGAUUGGCUCUGAUUACUGCCUGUCACCACUCAGCCCGGCCAUGGAGCAGAGGCUCAUCCUGCAGUAUCUGACGCCGCUGGGAGAAUACCAAGAGUUGCUGGCCAUCUUCAUGCAGCUGGACACGCGGUCGCUGCUGAUGAACUACAUCGACCUCACGCAGACCAAGAACGUGCAGCUGAUCUUCGAUGCUCUUCAGUAUCUCGCCUCGCUGAUCCUCCACAAAAAGUUUGCGGCUGAGUUCAUCGCUCAUGGUGGCGUGCAGAAACUUCUGGAGAUCCCGAGGCCUUCGAUGGCGUCGACCGGAGUCUCCCUCUGUCUGUACUAUCUCGCCUACAACCAAGACGCCAUGGAGAGAGUGUGUAUGCUCCCUGACGACGUGCUGUCACAGAUGGUGUCCUACGCUCUGUGGCUGCUGGAGUCGUCGCACACCUCCGGUGUGUGCCACGCCACCAUGUUCUUCUCCAUCUCCUUCUCCUUCAGAGCCGUGCUGCAGCUCUUCGACAAACAGGACGGCCUGCGCAAACUCGUCAACCUGAUCAGCACGCUGGAGAUCCUGAACAUGGAGGAAGAGGCCAUCAUGAGCGAUGACCAGGUGUUUUCUGACCGACAGACGGCCAAACACACCUGCAUGGCCCUGCGCAGGUAUUUCGAGGCUCACCUGGGAUUGAAGGUUGAGCAGGUGAAGCAGUCUCUGCACACGGCGACAGACAAAGGCUCUGCACUUCCUCAGCAGCCAUUUUAUAAGGCUUACUCGUACACCAGGGAGCAGGCGAUCGAGAUGAUGGAGUUCCUCAUCGAGUGUGGACCUCCGCAUCUUCAGUGGGAACCUGUGGAGGUUUUCUUCAAGAUGUCCUGUGUCCCUUUAAUGCUGCAGCUCAUUUCUUCAGCCUGUGACUGGAGGAAUUACUACGGCAGGAGCGACACUGUGCGUUACGCCUUGGAUGUCCUGGCGAUCCUGACGGUGGUUCCUAAAAUCCAGAUGGUGCUGGCAGACACUGUGGACGUUGCGGACGAAGCGGGGUCGCCCGUUUCCACCGUGGGUAUGAGCAUCGUCCUGGGCGUUGCAGAGGGGGAGGUGUUCGUCAACGACGCCGAGAUCCAAAAGUCUGCACUUCAAGUUAUCACAAACUGCGUGUGUGCUCCAGACCAGAGCCUGACCACUGCGGGUGCGUUUGCUGACACGCCCCUCAGGCCGUCCGUGCACCUGCAGCAGCCUCACAACCGGGUGCUGGCCAGCAUGUGGCAGCUGGUGCAGAACAACAACGGCAUCAAGGUGCUUCUGUCUCUGCUGUCGGUGAAGGCGCCCAUCACAGACGCAGACCUGAUCCGUGCUCUGGCCUGCAAGGCCCUGGUCGGACUCUCCCGCUGCUCGGCAAUCCGACAGAUCAUCAGCAAACUGCCGCUUUUCACCAGUGGCCAAAUCCAACAGCUGAUGAAGGAGCCGGUGCUGCAGGACAAGCGCAGCGAGCACGUCCGCUUCUGCCGCUACGCCGUGGAGAUGACGGAGCGCGUGUCCGGGAAGCCGCUGCUCAUGGGCACCGAUGUGUCGCUGGCUCGUCUGCAGAGGGCCAACGUGGUCGCCCAGUCCCGCAUCAGCUUCUCUGAGCGGGAGCUCUUGGUGCUCAUCAGGAACCACCUCGUGGCCAAAGGUCUCACUGAAACGGCGAGCACACUCGUCAAGGAGGCACAUUUAUCCGCCGGCCCCCUCUGUCCUAACCCCUCCUGCAUCACCCCUCCCCCCUCCUCCUCCUCCUCGGUGAUUCACAGGACUUGUCGGCUCGCCGGCGGGAUCGCAGCCCGUGCUGCCAGCCAUGUCGGAUCCUCUCCUGUGUCCACCACAUCGCCGCCUCCUCUUCCCCCCUCUCGUGGCCUUGUCACCCCUCACCCCUCAUGCUCCGCCUCAUCUACCUCUGCCCUCCCGACUCCUCCUCAUCCUCACGGGCAGGGCUCACAUCCCGCCGGACGGAUUUUAUUCUCGCGGGAACGUCCAGCGUCCAAUUGGAACUCAGGGAAGAAACUUCGUGCGCUGAGGCAGAAGUCUGACCACGGUGCUUUCAUACAGACUCCAGCCAUGAAGAAGCAGCUGGAGCGCCACCUGCCGUCUCCGCCGACCCUUGACAGCAUCAUCACCGAGUAUCUGAGGGAGCAGCAUGCACGCUGCCCCAACCCCGUCACCACCUGCCCGCCCUUCUCGCUCUUCACGCCACACAGAUGCCCCGAGCCCAAACAGAGGCGGCAGGCGGCGCCCAACUUCACUGCACGCCUGGGCAGCAGAGUCCUGUACCCCAAAUACGGAGGAGUGGACCGAGGAUGUUUGGACCGCCGCCUGAUAUUUAGCAGGUUUCGGCCUAUGUCGGUGUUCCAUGAGGGCAGUGGGGACGAGAGCGGCUUCACUUGCUGUGCCUUCUCGGCCCACGAGCGUUUCCUGAUGCUGGGAACCUGUACCGGUCGCCUCAAAUUCUACAACAUCUGCUCUGGAGAGGAGGAGGCGAGCUACACCUGCCACACAUCACCGAUCACUCACCUGGAACCCUCGAGGGAUGGAAAACUACUGCUCACCUCUGGUUCUUGGAGCGUCCCUUUGUCCACCCUGUGGAGUUUCGACGGUGUCUUUGGCAUGAAAAACUCGUUCGUUGACGAUCACUAUGUCGAGUUCAGUAAACUCUCUCAGGACCGAGUCAUCGGCACCAAGGACCAAGUCGCACACAUCUACGACAUCCACACGGGCCAGAAGACGCUGACCCUGAACGACCCCGCCCUGGCCAACAACUACAAGAGGAACUGCGCCACCUUCAGCCCCACCGACGACCUGGUACUAAAUGACGGGGUGCUGUGGGACGUGCGGGCGUCGCGGGCUGUUCACAAGUUCGAUAAGUUCAACAUGAACAUCAGCGGGGUUUUCCACCCCAACGGCCUGGAGGUCAUCAUCAACACAGAGAUCUGGGACCUGAAAACCUUCCAUCUCCUGCACACUGUCCCCGCCCUUGACCAGUGCAGGGUGGUCUUCAACAGUAACGCCACCAUCAUGUACGGAGCUAUGCUACAAGCUGAUGAUGAGGACGAUGCGAUGGACCAGCAGAUGAAGAGCCCCUUCGGCUCAUCCUUCAGAACCUUUGAUGCUACAGACUACAAGCCCAUUGCCACCGUGGACGUAAAGAGAAACAUCUUUGACCUGUGCACCGAUAACAAAGACCGUUAUCUGGCUGUCAUUGAGAACCAGGACACAGUGAGUUUUGACAUGGUGUGUCGUCUGUAUGAGGUGGGACGACAGAAACUGGUCGAAGAGGGAGGCGACGACGAUGACGACGAGGACGACGACCAGGACGACGAUUCCUCGGACUCGGAUGACGACGACGACGACGACGACGACAUGGACACAGAUCCGCUCAUGGAGGAGUUGACCAAUGACAACAGAGAGAACCGGAGGAGGACGGACUCUCCCACAGAUGAAGACAUUGCUGAACUUCUUCUUCAGGGCAACAGCGAUGAUGAUGAUGAUGAUGAUAACGAUGACGUCAGCGCCUCAGACGAUGAUUCGGCGGAUUCUUUCAGAGAUGAAGGAGAGCGAUCGGAUGACGACUUGUGGUUCUGACGCGGACACCGACUGAGACUAUUUUGUUCCUUUUCACACUUGUGUUCUGUUGAACGCAGUCUGUCGCAGGAAAAUCCGGUAAUUUCCUCCUGUGUUUUAAAAGAAGAGACGACGACCAAUAAAUGUUUUCCAGAUGAGCGAGCGACAAACUUUGCUUGUUGUUUCUGUGGUGGAGAGAAGGAAACAGUAUUUAUCAGCUUUUUACUGUUUGUGGCAGAAAUUAAAUUAAUAAUGAUGGAAAUGA
Molecule: messenger RNA, 4999 nt
Organism: Solea solea (common sole)
Lineage: Eukaryota; Metazoa; Chordata; Actinopteri; Pleuronectiformes; Soleidae
Product: DDB1- and CUL4-associated factor 1-like
Exons: 30
Coding region: 175-4755 (1526 amino acids)
Biological process (GO): protein ubiquitination
Cellular component (GO): nucleus; Cul4-RING E3 ubiquitin ligase complex
Molecular function (GO): histone H2AT120 kinase activity; nuclear estrogen receptor binding
Source: RefSeq, a predicted model, not a curated record